Molecule: messenger RNA, 1216 nt
Organism: Amphibalanus amphitrite
Lineage: Eukaryota; Metazoa; Arthropoda; Thecostraca; Balanomorpha; Balanidae
Product: histidine-rich glycoprotein-like
Exons: 2
Coding region: 425-814 (129 amino acids)
Source: RefSeq, a predicted model, not a curated record
CAAGCGCCGAGCGUGAUGUAGAGUUUUAGGGCCUUGGUGUAGAGGCCUUUUGUGAGUGAUUGGUUGCUCAUAAUGAUAUAGGGCUUAGGUGGUAGCAAGAUCAGCAAGGUGGUAGUGAUCUCAGAUCUGCAGAGUAGAAGAGUGGAGUGCUAUAGUCUGUUCCAUAUCAAGCUUGCAGUCGGAGUUUCUUCGGCAGAUCGCUCCUCCGCUCAAUAAUUUGCGUCUUAAAAUGUAAUAGCUGUAUAUACAGAAAUCACGCACUGCUUUCAGCAGGGCACUUCGGCUGCAAGCUUGGAACGGAACAGAGUAUAGAAGUUGUUUAUUUCGACGCGUCCGUUGACUGCUGUAAGGAGAAUGAAGAAACGGAAGCUGCAGGGUCCAAUGGACCACUUUCUCAGACUGGCAGCUAAGAAAAGGCACUCUGAUGCAGUCGAGCCGACGAAUUCUGCUGGUCCGACACAAUCCUCUGCCGAGCCGACACGCUCUGGGCAGCACGCCGAGCCGAUACGGUCCGGGCAGCACGCCGAGCCGACACUGUCCGGGCAGCCCGCCGAGCCGACACGGUCCGGGCAGCCCGCCGAACCACGCUCUGGGCAGCCCGCCGAGCCGACACUGUCCGGGCAGCCCGCCGAGCCGACACUGUCUGGGCAGCUCGCCGAGCCGACACUGUCUGGGCAGCCCGCCGAGCCGACACUGUCCGGGCAGCCCGCCGAGCCGACACGCUCUGGGCAGCCCGCCGAGCCGACACGGCCAGGGCAGCUCGCCGAGCCGACACGUCCCGCUCCAGUCCACGGGCAUCUCUCCGCUGAGCUGAGAGAACCAGCCACCGCACAAGGUGAGCGGGCAAGUAGCUCCGGGGCCGGUGCGAUGCCGUUUCCAUGUAAUCAUCCAGCCACAUCCUCAAUUCCGAAGAAGACCAUGUGCGGGAGAAGCUACGGCUUUGUGAGCGCGUGGUACGAAAAGUACCCGUGGAUAGACGUCAGCAAAGAGAAUCAGACAGUGUUCUGCGUGAUAUGCAGAACUUUCGAGCAACAGCACCCGGAUGCACCAUGCCUGCAACGGGCGUUCACGCGUGAUGGUUUUGGCAAUUGGAAAGACGGAGCCAAGCUGCUGAAGGGACACCAGCUCUCCAGGUAUCACAGGGACGCUUUCACCGCUCUUGUCAAGCAAAAGCCGAUCCUUACCGCCAUGAACUCAGCCACUCGCAAGUCCCAGG